AUGGGAGUACCGCAGUCGGAGCUUCUGCGGUCUAGUCCUCCUCUGCUAGAGUCUAACGGGGUGCCAGAAGGGCUGCUACUGCUGCAUGUCAGUCAGCGAGUACUUGGCACUCCUGUGCCAGCUGGCUCCCGCAGAGGAAUGCACGUGGGCGGCCAUGCAGCAGCUCUCAGGGCUGCCAUGCCCUCGGCGCUACCCCUCUCCUUGUCCCUUGCUCAUGAUGCUUGUUCUGAUCUCUCUGCAGAGUCCAGGAGUGAUGAUAACAGCGUCUUCGAUCUCUUUGAACUCAUCGGCUUCAUUCGGAAGGGAGCCGGCCGCCGGGCACCCGGGGUGCACCUGGUGAAGGGACCAGAAUCCUCCAGCCCCGCUUACCGCAUUGAAGAUGCCAGUCGCAUCCCGGCUGUCCCUGACUCCAAGUUCCAAGACUUAUUAGAUGCCAUCCAUGCCGAGAAGGGCUUCAUCCUCCUGGCCACUCUCCGGCAAGCCAAGAAGAGUAGAGGCACGCUGCUGUCUGUGGAACAGAAAGAUGGCUCUGGUCAUGUCUUCAGUCUAGUAUCAAAUGGCAAGGCAGGCACCCUGGACCUAAGCCUUUCUGGUGACGGCAAGCAGCAGUUAGUGUCAGUGGAGGAUGCCUUGCUAGCUACAGGACAUUGGAAGAAUAUCACCCUGUUUGUGCAGGAGGACCGGGCUCAGCUCUAUGUGGGCUGUGAGAAAAUGGAGAACGCUGAACUGGACAUGCCCAUCCAGAACAUCUUCACUAGGGACCUGGCCAGCAGUGCCAGGCUCCGUAUUGCCAAAGGGGGAGUCAAUGACAACUUCCAGGGACUGCUGCAGAACGUGCGGUUUGUGUUUGGAACAACUCUGGAAACUAUCCUGAGGAACAAAGGCUGCUCCAGCUCCACUAGUGCGAUCAUUACUUUGGACAACCCUAUCAACGGUUCCAGCCCAGCUAUCCGCACUAAUUACAUUGGCCAUAAAACAAAGGACAUCCAAGCAGUCUGUGGUUUUUCCUGCGAUGAACUAACAAAUAUGUUUGUGGAACUGCAGGGGCUCCGGUCCAUGGUUACAACACUUCAAGACAGAGUUCGCAAAGUGACUGAAGAAAACGAGCUCAUUGCCAAAGUGGUCCAGAUCACUCCUGGAGUAUGCAUUCAUAAUGGAAUCUUGCACAAAAAUAAAGAAGAGUGGACUAUUGACAGCUGCACUGAAUGUACCUGCCAGAACUCUGCCACUAUAUGCCGGAAAGUGUCCUGUCCUCUCAUGCCUUGUUCCAAUGCCACUGUGCCUGAUGGGGAGUGCUGCCCCCGAUGCUGGCCUAGCGACUACGCAGAUGAUGGAUGGUCUCCUUGGUCUGAAUGGACUUCAUGUUCUGUGACGUGUGGGAAUGGGAUUCAGCAGAGAGGGCGAUCCUGUGACAGUCUGAAUAACCGCUGUGAAGGGUCUUCUGUACAGACUCGGACUUGCCACCUUCAGGAGUGUGAUAAGAGAUUUAAACAGGAUGGUGGCUGGAGUCACUGGUCACCAUGGUCAUCAUGUUCUGUCACUUGUGGCACGGGCAUCAUCACUAGAAUUCGUCUCUGCAACUCUCCAGUACCACAGCUGAGUGGCAAACCUUGUGAGGGUGAGGCAAGAGAAAACAAACCCUGCCAGAAAGAUCCUUGCCCAAUUAAUGGCAACUGGGGACCGUGGUCUCCAUGGGAUGCUUGCACACUGACAUGUGGAGGAGGACUUCAAAAACGUAGCCGUCUCUGUAAUAAUCCUGAGCCUCAGUAUGGUGGGAAGACUUGCGUAGGUGAAGCUAGAGGGACUCAGGUCUGCAACAAACAGGACUGUCCAAUUGAUGGGUGCCUGUCUAAUCCCUGCUUUGCGGGGACUACAUGUACCAGCUCCCCUGACGGUUCCUGGAAGUGUGGUGCUUGUCCUGCUGGCUACCAUGGUGAUGGUGUCCACUGCGAAGAUAUUGAUGAGUGCAAAGAGGUUCCUGAUGCCUGCUUUGUCUUUAAUGGAGUGCACAGGUGUGAGAAUACUGAACCUGGGUACAACUGUCUGCCUUGUCCACCACGUUUCACUGGGACACAGCCCUUUGGUCGCAGUGUUGAGGAUGCCAUGGCUAACAAACAGGUCUGCAAGCCACGUAAUCCAUGCACAGAUGGAACUCAUGACUGCAACAAGAAUGCCAAAUGCAAUUACCUUGGCCACUUCAGUGACCCCAUGUAUCGCUGUGAAUGUAAACCAGGCUAUGCUGGCAAUGGCAUAAUCUGUGGAGAAGAUACAGACUUGGAUGGAUGGCCAAAUGAGAACCUUGUUUGUGUUGCCAAUGCCACUUACCACUGUAAAAAAGAUAACUGCCCUAAUCUGCCCAACUCUGGGCAGGAAGACUAUGAUAAGGAUGGGAUUGGUGACGCCUGUGACGAUGAUGAUGAUGAUGAUGGUAUUCCUGAUGACCGGGACAACUGUCCAUUCAUCUACAACCCACAGCAGUAUGACUAUGACAGGGAUGAUGUUGGUGACCGCUGUGAUAACUGCCCCUACAAUCACAACCCUGAUCAAACUGACACUGACAACAACGGAGAAGGAGAUGCAUGUGCAGUGGAUAUUGAUGGAGAUGGGGUCCUUAAUGAAAGGGACAACUGCCAGUAUGUCUACAAUGUAGACCAGAGAGAUGCAGACUUGGAUGGUGUUGGAGAUCAGUGUGAUAACUGUCCACUGGAACACAAUCCUGACCAGGAAGAUACUGAUUCUGACCGCAUAGGUGAUGAGUGUGAUAACAACCAGGACAUAGAUGAAGAUGGCCAUCAAAAUAAUCUUGAUAACUGCCCCUAUGUGCCCAAUGCCAAUCAAGCUGACCAUGAUAAGGAUGGCAAAGGUGAUGCCUGUGACCAUGAUGAUGACAAUGAUGGUAUCCCUGAUGACAAAGAUAACUGCAGAUUGGUUGCCAACCCAGAUCAAGCUGAUUCUGAUGGUGAUGGACGUGGAGAUGCUUGCAAAGAUGACUUUGACCAGGACAGUGUGCCAGACAUAGAUGAUAUCUGCCCUGAAAAUGUGGACAUUAGUGAGACUGAUUUCCGAAGAUUUCAGAUGAUUCCCCUGGAUCCCAAAGGAACCUCCCAAAAUGAUCCAAACUGGGUUGUUCGUCACCAGGGUAAAGAACUGGUUCAGACUGUCAACUGUGACCCUGGCCUUGCAGUCGGUUUUGAUGAAUUCAAUGCUGUGGACUUCAGUGGUACCUUCUUCAUCAACACAGAAAGGGAUGAUGAUUAUGCUGGCUUUGUAUUUGGCUACCAAUCUAGCAGUCGUUUCUAUGUUGUCAUGUGGAAGCAGAUCACCCAGUCUUACUGGGACUCCACACCAACCAAAGCUCAAGGCUAUUCAGGUCUCUCCAUCAAAGUUGUGAAUUCCACCACCGGUCCAGGAGAACACCUCCGUAAUGCUCUGUGGCACACAGGAAACACUCCUGGCCAGGUGAGAACUUUGUGGCAUGACCCUCGUCACAUCGGCUGGAAAGACUUCACUGCGUACAGAUGGCGUCUUAGCCAUAGACCAAAGACUGGUUACAUCAGGGUUGUAAUGUAUGAAGGGAAGAAAAUCAUGGCAGACUCAGGACCAAUCUAUGAUAAAACCUAUGCUGGUGGUCGGCUAGGAUUAUUUGUCUUCUCUCAAGAAAUGGUGUUCUUCUCAGAUCUUAAAUAUGAAUGCAGAGUAUCAGAAAUCCAUGUUAAGUUCCAGAUACGAAAUACAUCUUGA
This is a messenger RNA of Opisthocomus hoazin, 3741 nucleotides long. Lineage: Eukaryota; Metazoa; Chordata; Aves; Opisthocomiformes; Opisthocomidae. The record is from RefSeq and is a predicted model, not a curated record.